ACACUGGGCAGUAAAUAGAGGUACGGAGAGAGCGAGAGAACAGUCCAACACCGAGGGACACAACCGACAGAAACGACAGUGUUUGGACGCCUCCGCCUCGCCCCAGGAUGCCAGACCAAAUCCUCUGGCAGUGUCUCCCACUGGGGUGCGCCCCCUGCCCCCACCAGUCAUCCUCCCCAGAGGUCUGAAAGGAGUCCAAGGUGAAAAGCAAGGUGGAGCCAAACCCUUGCAAGAAUCGCACUGCAAGACCUCUGAGAUGCUCAGAAACCAUCUGACAGGUGAUUUUCAGUGUCCCAACGAACUAGUGCGUUAGGGCGCGUCCCACUCAGCAUCACAGGAAACCCCGUCCACAUGCAUGACACCAUGGGUAGUUCCCCCGAGGUGCUCUCGUGGACUUCCUGCCCCAGCCUGCUGGUGGGCAAACUGAAGGAGGAGCUCAAACUCACUGUGGUUGGAGAUGUCAUGAAGAAAUCCAACUCCCCGAAUUCCCAACCUCAGCCUCCUCAGGCCCCUUCGUCGAACUUACCUCCUCAGAUUAUCACUGACCUGGCCCCACCGACACACCUGCCCGUUCCCCUGCAGACACUGCAGCUGCCUGGCCAGGACGAGGACUCAGUGCUGGGGUGCCUAAGUCCCCCAAACAUGGCCUUGAGUGUGGACUCAACGCGAAGUGAGGGUGGACACUUUGACAACAGUGUGCUCCAGUUGCAGGAGCAGUACCACGAGGAAGCCGGAUCGCCACUGUCCUGUGAGCAUGGUGGGUGUGGCAGUGGGAUGGAGGAACAGAUGGGAGAAGGGGACUGUCCCAUGGACCACAGUGGAGAGGGACCACAGAGCCACCCCCAUCACCCUGAUGACAUCAAACUACACUUCCAGAGAGCAGGGCCUGCGUCGGGGAGCUUCUUAGAGGGGUUGUUUGGCUGUCUUCGCCCAGUCUGGAACAUUAUAGGGAAGACAUACUCAACAGAAUACAAGCUACAACAGCAAGAUAUGUGGGAGGUUCCGUUCGAGGAGAUUUCUGAGCUGCAGUGGCUGGGCAGUGGCGCACAGGGAGCCGUCUUCUUGGGAAAGUUCCGCUCUGAGGAGGUGGCCAUCAAGAAGGUGCGUGAGCAGAAAGAGACGGACAUUAAGCACCUACGAAAACUCAAGCAUCCCAACAUCAUCAGCUUCAAGGCCGUGUGCACUCAGGCGCCGUGCUACUGCAUCAUCAUGGAGUACUGUGCCCAGGGCCAGCUGUAUGAGGUGCUGAGGGCAGGGAGGAAGGUGACCCCCAGGCUGCUGGUGGACUGGGCCUCAGGCAUCGCCAGCGGCAUGAACUACCUACACCUGCACAAGAUCAUCCACAGAGAUCUCAAGUCUCCCAAUGUGUUGGUCACCCACAACGACACUGUGAAAAUCUCCGACUUUGGAACGUCCAAAGAGCUCAGCGACAAAAGUACAAAGAUGUCAUUUGCGGGAACGGUGGCCUGGAUGGCCCCAGAGGUGAUAAGAAAUGAGCCUGUGUCGGAGAAAGUAGACAUAUGGUCAUUUGGAGUUGUGUUAUGGGAACUGCUGACCGGAGAGAUUCCCUACAAAGAUGUAGACUCUUCGGCCAUCAUUUGGGGUGUUGGCAGCAACAGUCUUCACCUUCCUGUCCCCUCCACCUGCCCAGAUGGCUUCAAAAUCCUCAUGAAGCAAACAUGGCAAGGCAAGCCCAGGAAUAGGCCGUCGUUUCGUCAGAUCCUCCUACACCUUGACAUCGCCUCUGCUGACAUCCUUGGAACUCCUCAAGAGACCUACUUCAAGUCUCAGGCAGAAUGGAGGGAGGAAGUGAAGAAACAUUUUGAGAAGAUCAAAAGUGAAGGCACCUGUAUCCACAGGCUGGAUGAGGAGCUGAUCCGACGCAGGAGGGAUGAACUCAGGCAUGCACUUGACAUCCGGGAGCACUAUGAGAAGAAACUGGAGAGGGCAAACAAUCUCUACAUGGAGCUCAGUGCCAUCAUGCUGCAGUUGGAGGUCCGGGAGAAGGAACUAAUGAAAAGAGAGCAGGCAGUGGAGAAGAAAUAUCCUGGGACCUACAAGCGGCACCUGGUCCGACCCAUCGUCAGGGCCAACGCUGUGGAGAAGCUCAUCAAGAAGAAAGGAAGCAUUUCUCACAAACCUGGGAUGCCCCCCCCCAAAAGGCCAGACUUGCUUCGUUCUGAUGGCAUCCCCAGUGUUGACCCUCUCCCCUCCCCUUCACCACUGUCUGCCAGCCCAAAGGUCUCCACGCCUCCUAGCAAAGCCCGCUACCGAAGCAAGCCUCGACACCGCCGCGUCAACAGUAAGGGAAGCCACAGUGAGUUCCCUGGAGUGCUGAAGCCGGUUUCAGGGGCACCAGAAGACACCCAGUCCCUCCAAGAGCAGUCAUUCCAUCACCACCAUCACCACCACCCACCAACUGAGGGGCCCUUGCUCCCUCUGAAGGGCCGUGAGGAGGCUGUUGUGAACUGUGCCAACAACCUACGGUACUUUGGUCCUGCCGCUGCCCUCCGUAGCCCUCAGACUGACCACCUGCAGCGCCACAUUUCCGGCUCCAGCCCUGACAUCAUUUCCACUGCUGUGGAUGCAGACACACGACAGCGGACUUCAUCCACCAGCUCCAAUCCUAUGCCGGGGGCUGGGGCUGGUCCUUUGUGCCCGUGCUGCCAGGCACACCCCUUCCCUGGCUGCCUACACUGUCAGGAAACCUUACCUGUGUCCAGCCGCCCAGAGCUACCCCACUAUUCACUGCUCAGCACCAAAGAAGGCACCCAGUCUUCUUCAGUGGUGCCCAGCAAAGAUCUAGCCUCAGACAGAGAGGCCACAAAGAAGGGCGAGCAGCAGGAACAGGAGACAUCCCAGCACGUACUCGCCCUGCCCACUACACUGCCACGCACUCUCAGACAACUCAGGAAGGGUGGUGAUGAGUCAUCUGAAGAGGAGGAGGGAGAGGUGGAUAGUGAAGUGGAGUUUCCAAGGAGACAGAGACCUCAUCGCUGUAUGAGCAGCUUUCAGUCCUACUCCACCUUCAGCUCAGAGAACCUGUCAGUGUCGGACGGAGAGGAGGGAAACACCAGCGACCACUCCCACAGCGAACCCCUGGAGAGGCUGAGCGCCAGUCAGGAGGAUCACCUGGAUGACCUGCUGUCGCACACACCAGACAUACCCAUCGAUAUCUCCACUCAGUCAGAUGGCCUCUCUGACAAGGAGUGCGCUGUCCGCAGGGUCAAGACCCAGAUCUCUCUGGGAAAACUGUGCUCUGAUGAACACAGCUACGAGAAUCCGUUACAGUUUGGAGACUCAGACUGCGAUUCGUCAGAAGCAGAGUGCUCUGACACCACAAUUAGAAACAACAAAGUCGGAGCUCCUUCAUCAUGGUGAAACCCACCCCAGAGUUCAGUUCUGUUUUUGCCUGGAAGCCAUCAUGUCCCACUCUGCCCUGUAGAAAACCACAGCAAUAAGAGGAUGACAUUGUGAACAAAGCUCUCUCCCUAUAGCAGAGCCCCAUGCAGUCUGUCCCAGAACUUCCUCUCUACCUUUAACUUCAUGAGACACAUUCCCUCUCAUCUCUAGCACAGCGCCCAGGCAACCCAUGGCAGGGAUUCCCUUUUGAAUGAUAAUGUACAGUAGAUAGUGAAACAUUCAUAAUUUAUUUUUGUCUGACUUUUGAAGGAAAAUUCAGGACCCCUGUAAAGCUGACAUUUUGAAACGGAUCAUGGGAUAACUGUGACUGAGACUGGACAAGGAUGCACUUGAUGAUGAUGAAUAUGUGUUGAAGGGCUGAUCUGUCUGAUGCUUGCAGCUGUGGGAAGUUAUGUCACUAUGAUUGUUGGUCUCUCAGGUGACUGACACAGACUAGGAGUGUCACUACAGGCCUUUUGAUCUGGCUGCAGUCUCUCUCAAGAAACCCCAAACCAACAAGCACUCUCCCUUACUACACUUUGACCAACCCGUUUUAUCAUGAGUUUACAAUGCAGAGCACCGUUAACCCCCCCCCCUCCAUCCUGUCCCCGUGGAAACAGUGUGAACACCAGCAUGAGCGACCUGCCUCGCAACCAGACUUCCUCCCUCCAAACCAAUGUACAUAUCUACAUAUCUAGUAACCCCCCACCCUAAACUAAGCAUGCCUGUGCAGCUUGCAAAAGCUCUCAGAAGACUACAUGAAGUGGACAGGCUAGCAGAGAAACAGAGAAGACGACUCAGCUGACAGCUAAGGAACUACAAAUAAAAGAGACUCUUCUUCUUCCCCGACCGUGGUCAUCGUCAUCAUCAAUCAGAUGUCAUGACCCAAGUUAUCGAAGGAGUAAUCGUGUGUGUGUGUGUGUGUGUGUGUGUGCGUGUGUGUGUAAUUGAAUGCAAACCCUUUCUUCUCCAUUAGACAUUACAGUUUCAAGACUCAUCUCAGGAUUGUUUAAGGACUGUGUGAAACUGGACUGGACCAUGUAUAAUUGUAUGUAAGAAUGUUCUUUGAGUGGUACAUCUUAUGGACCAUGCAGGAAUAUUAAAAAAAAGGUCUUAAGGAUAGCCUUGAAGUUCAACCCUUUACUGCUGUAACGGACACUAAUGUCAUGUAGAUAUGCAGAGUGUUUUAAUUGCAACACAGGUGCAGUAUCCCGUUUCUUUAAAUGCACCUUUUCCCAUGUACCAUUUUCUAGCAGGCGAAUUUAUACUCUCUGAUAUGUAACAUCCACAGAAUGCUACUUGUUUUCUGUGCUGUAGUGAAUAAAGCAGCAAUAAUAUAGGUUGGCACUCAGUGAGAAAGAGGUUGCUUGCUCGGGAUCUAGGGUGUCUAGCAGGCUAGACACAACACAGUGACUGGUGAGGAGGAGAGCAGCAAGUGUCAAACAGCUUAGUAUAGUUGUGAUAUUUUUAAAUUGUCCCAUUAUUGUGUACUCGCCUUUUUGGGACUUGAUGCUCAGGUUUUAUGUUUCUGAUUGCGAACAGGAGCAAUAUAUCAACAGCCACUAGAUGGCGACAACAUAAUGAUUUACUUUGCCUUGUGUUAUGUAAAUGUAUUGGCCCCAUUACUUUUUUAAAAUUAAAAGUAAACUAUCUGAUGUUCCAGUAAUAUAACUUUUUUUUGUCAGGUUGUCUGUGAAAUGGGAUACUGCAUCUGUGGACGCGUUAAUGUUAUUCCUGUUUUAGUAUUUCUCAUUCUUCCGUAGUGAUAAACAGCCAGGGUUGAAUUUAACGAUGUCAAGAUGUCAGCUCAAGUGUAUGGAGAAGGCCACGGUUCUAUGUAAGGAAUACAAGCCAGAGACAAGGCCACAGAGCAAUUAAGCUGCUCUUGGUUUUCAUUAACCUCAUCUCAGUGUUACUUCCUCCUGUAUAUAAACAUCUGUAAAUGCAACGUGAUCUGUUUUUGUCCUGUCUUUAGUGUGUCACGCAGCUCGAGCAGAUCCUUGAGCUUGUGUCACUGAUGACCAGACAACUUGUUGGAAAUGGGCAGGACAUUCUUCAGUCUGUAUCACAUCAGUAUUGAACACUGCAGGAGGGUAUGGGUCAUACAAACCCGAGUAGCAUAAGGUGAAUCUAAAACUGUACUGAUGGAUGAAUGACCUUUUGCUUGAAAGCUUUGGAAAGACUUGCAUGUGGUAGUGAACACAGCUGUUGCCUUUCCUUGAGUCUCCUUUAAAUGUCUUCACUCUGUUUACGUUCAUGUGAAAUAACCUAGUGUAUUGUAAUCGCUGGGUAAUCCGAUCAAGCUGUUCAUAACAUUGUCUUUCUGGCUAUAUCCUGUGAAGUAUGAUUGUUGUAAAGUUUUAAUUUAAUUUAGAUUUUUUUUCUUUGUAGCUGGCCUACACGAUUAUUGAAUUAAUUUAUUAUGAAUGACUGGCAAGGUGUAGUGUUCUUUUUAAUUUCAGGCAGCUUUAGAAAUAUCAUGACUUAUGAUUUCUCCUGAAAAGUAUUAUUUAAAGGAAGCACAAUGAAAGGGUAUGGGAAGAGUGCAGUAUUUGUAUGUAAGAACAAAAGCAUUGUCAUAUCACUGACCUUGUAGGGGACCAUUCAUCAUGUAGAUCAUCAGUGCAGAUGA
Monopterus albus (swamp eel) is the source of this 6034-nucleotide messenger RNA. It is a transcript of the gene map3k13, whose product is annotated as mitogen-activated protein kinase kinase kinase 13. The transcript is spliced from 16 exons. NCBI's taxonomy places the organism in Eukaryota, Metazoa, Chordata, Actinopteri, Synbranchiformes, Synbranchidae. The record is from RefSeq and is a predicted model, not a curated record. Gene Ontology annotation, cellular component: cytoplasm. Gene Ontology annotation, molecular function: MAP kinase kinase kinase activity; ATP binding. Bases 352 to 3381 code for a protein of 1009 amino acids. Gene Ontology annotation, biological process: protein autophosphorylation; JNK cascade.